AUACCUGCAAUCCGCAUUCCGCAUCUUCGCGCUUCGUUUCUUUCCACCUCACCACCUUCCUUACCUCGCCGCAAACUUCGACGACCCGAACUAGAUCGGAACUCGACCAGACAUCUUCCACCCGCCUUGUACAUACAUCUAUGCAUUCACACCACCGCCGAAUCCGUGACGGCACUGCAAACGCGUAGCUAGCUCACCAUCAUGGCCCUUACGAUUUCACGAGACACCUGGAACCGCCAGUCGCAUGGCCCGUCGCUGAACGGCGCAGUCCACAAUGUAAGUCGCCAAUCUGCAUCGCGCAGCUGCGCAUCUGCACCAGUGUUUGCGCAGUGCAUCUGGAUGCAUAUCUUGCUGGCAGCAUGCCCGUCAAAUCGGCAUUGCCCCCAUCAUCGCAGCUACCUGCUUGCCCAGUUCAACACUUGCCUCUAGGUCUGUCUUCAGUUCAAACAAACGACCGAACACACUCGCGCCGCAACAUGGAUUCAUUCACUUCUGUUGAGCCGGACUUUGUAUUGACACAUGCUCCACAGGCCAAGGUUCUCAUGGUAGGCGCCGGAGGCAUUGGUUGCGAACUUCUAAAGAACCUCGUCCUCUCGGGCUACGGCGAAGUCCACAUUGUCGAUCUCGACACCAUCGAUUUGAGCAAUCUGAACCGCCAGUUUCUCUUCCGAUACGAGCAUAUUAAGAAGUCAAAGGCAUUGGUGGCCAAGGAGGCAGCGCAAGUCUUUAAUCCGAACACCACGAUCGUCGCCCACCAUGCGAACAUUAAGGAUGCACAGUUCAAUAUCGAGUGGUUUCGCGGAUUCACUAUCGUCUUCAAUGCGCUCGACAACCUAGAUGCAAGACGGCACGUCAACAAGAUGUGUCUGGCGGCCGACGUACCUCUGAUUGAGAGUGGCACAACGGGAUUUAACGGACAGGUCCAAGUCAUCAAGAAGGGCGUGACGGCAUGCUACGAUUGCACGACCAAAGAAACCCCCAAGUCGUUCCCUGUUUGCACCAUCCGAAGCACACCGAGCCAGCCCAUCCACUGCAUAGUGUGGGGCAAGAGCUACCUUUUGAACGAGAUCUUUGGCGUGAGCGAGGACGAGUCCGCUUUCGAUCAUUCAGAAGAUGCCGAUAACGCGAACGAAAUUGCCGAGCUCAAAAAGGAAGCCGAUGCCUUACGAAAGAUCCGAGAUUCGGUGGGCACCGAAGAGUUCCCGCAGCUGCUAUUCGACAAGGUAUUCAACGCAGACAUCACACGAUUGCGCUCUAUGGAGGACAUGUGGAAAUCAAGAACGGCACCCGAGCCAUUGGAGUACAAAACGUUGAAAGAGGAGGCUCCUGUGGUGGAUGAAGCAUUCCUCCAGAACGACCAAAAAGUCUGGUCUUUGGCGGAGAACCUCGCGGUGCUGAAUGACAGCUUGGAUCGACUGAGCAAGAGGAAGGCAGAGCUAAUAAAAGAGACGAAGGGCAAUUCGGAGCCACCAGCAAUAACAUUCGACAAAGAUGAUCCGGAUACUCUUGACUUCGUCGCAGCAGCCGCUAAUAUUCGAUCCUAUAUUUUCGGCAUUGAGAAGAAGUCAAGGUUCGAUAUCAAGCAGAUGGCCGGCAACAUCAUUCCCGCCAUUGCUACCACAAACGCGAUAGUGGCUGGCCUAUGCGUCCUCGAGUCAUUUAAGGUUCUCAAGGGUGAAUAUGAAAAGGCGAAGGAGGUCUUCUUGACACCCGCCGGUCUGCAAAGACUGUUGGCACCAGAUCGUCCCCGAAGACCGGACCCGAAUUGCCCAGUAUGCAGCGUGUACCGCUUAAUCGUUUACGUUGAUCUGGCAUAUGCAACCCUCGAUGACCUGAUAAAUGGGUUCGUGAGGAAGCAACUGGGCUAUGGGUCGAAAGAUUUGGCAGUCAGCACCGAGGCAGGUGUCGUCUAUGACUCUGAAGAGGAAGAUAAUCUCCCAAAGAAACUGAGAGAGCUGGGUAUCGGGCAAGACAGUUUCAUUACUGUUGUGGAUGAAGACGACGAUGACACUUUUGUCAAUGUGAUUCUCAGCAUCCAUCAAGCGACCGAGCCUCUAGGGGAUAAGCACAUCAAGGAUUUGGAGCCAGACAAGGCCCCAGAAAUCCCGCGCAAGCCCAAGAAGGUACCUGCAGUCGAAAGCGUGGUAGCUAGCCAGACGAAUGGCAAGACCCAUGCACUCGAUGAAGAUCCCAACGAUGGCAACAACAAGGACCUUAAACGAGCUCGACAGGAUGACUCGGAAAUAGUUCGGUUGCCCAAGAGACUAAAGACAACUACUCAGUCCCGUGGCGACGAUGUUGUGAUAGUUGACGACGAGUCCGGCACGGGUGCUAUCGUCAUUGAUGAUUGAUUCCUCAUCAGAACUUGCCGUGCGGCCCGAGAAGAUGGGCUGUUACGUUGCGCUCAAUCCUCCGUCUAGGUUUAGGACGGUGUUGUGUGCGUAUGGAUUCUUGGCGAGGAAGGCAGCGGCAUCGGCCACCUCAGCAACCUUGCCUAAGCGACCCAUGGGAAUAAGGGCUUUGAGGUCGUCAUCGCUCAUAGCUACCCGCGAGGUUUGUAUAUUAAUAUCGCUAUGCUUUACCAGGAACUAGGAUCGAUAGAUAGGAAACCCGUCUAGGAAUGGCCAGGUUGAUUGGGAUGGAUAUCAGGGACGAGCAAACUCACACUUUGUCAUGUCAGUCUCGAUAUAACCGGGUAAGAUGACGUUGGCCCGAAUACCGAAUCUGCCAGCCUCCCAGGCUAGAGCUCGCGUUAGACCUACAUGCUCGGAGUGAGUAGAUAGCUCAAUCUGGCAGGAAAAUUCAUCAGGGCCGAGACGGGAAAAAUGCAUACUGACUACACCGGCC
Messenger RNA from Pseudomassariella vexata, 2847 nucleotides. RefSeq lists its product as uncharacterized. The transcript has 5 exons. The coding region runs from base 360 to 2351 and encodes 663 amino acids. Gene Ontology annotation, cellular component: cytoplasm; SUMO activating enzyme complex. Gene Ontology annotation, biological process: protein sumoylation. NCBI's taxonomy places the organism in Eukaryota, Fungi, Ascomycota, Sordariomycetes, Amphisphaeriales, Pseudomassariaceae. Gene Ontology annotation, molecular function: SUMO activating enzyme activity. The record is from RefSeq and is a predicted model, not a curated record.